GUCAUGAAUGACUUACACUCUGAGGGGAAACAGGAAUUUAUGCAGAUCAUAAAUAGAAUAGAAUAGAAUUUUAUUGGCCAACUGUGAUUGGACACACAAGGAAUUUGUCUUGGUGCAUAUGCUCUCUGUACAUAAAAGAAAAGAUACGUUCAUCAAGAAUCAUAAGGUAGAACACUUAAUGAUAGUCAUAGGGUACAAAUAAGCAAUCAGGAAACAAUAUCAAUAUAAGGAUCCAAGCAACAAAGUUACAGUCAUAAGUGGAAGGAGAUGGGUGGUGGGAAGGAUGAGAAGAUUAAUUUAUUAUCUUUUAGAUGCAAAUUAAACUAAUUUGCAUCUAAACAGCAGAAGUCUUUAAAGAUAACCAUUGGGUAGAUGUAAGGUCCAAUAAUAAUAUGUUUAAGCUCAUAAAUGCCAAACAAGAAACUUAAACAGAGGCUUGAAUAACAUAGCAUUUCAUCUUGAUCAAGCUUAAAUGGGUAGCUGUUCCAAACACAUACAAGAUAUAUGCAGGUAAGAGCUAUAAAUGAGAGGGAAUGUGAAUCCCUUUUAUAUUGUUUAGGAACGUCAUAAACCUCUAAUUCUGACAUCUUUGAUUUGUGUACCCCCUGGAACAGGGUAGAGCCUCUUAAUGAGCCUCAUUACCUCUUUCCUUUGUUCUCACAAUUAACCACUUGACCCCUUGAUGUGAAGGGAACGGAACUCAACACAGAUUGAGUGUUAGCAUCUCCAAUCUGAUACAUUGUGGGUGGAGGAGAGAGAAAGAUAAGACUCUAGUUUGACAAAUACCAGAUACUUUACAACAGACCCCAAUAACAACAUGUUUGUUCCAGGAAGUUAGUCAAUGUGGCAUGUUCGUGUUAUAACUUCAAAGGCACAAUAUACCUAUAUGUAUGUGUCACAGGAAACAAAUAUUUACAGCAUGCAGGUAUACAAAGACAUAUAUAAACACACACACAAACGUAUGUAUGUAUGUAUGUGUAUGUUGCAGGAAACAAAUAACAAGUUUCUACUAAUUCUAGUAUUUCAGUAUAUCUUUAUUACCAUUUCCUUACAUAAUGAAGAUCAGUAAUGUCCUUGUGGCAUAGGCUUUGAUGAACCAGUUUUCUUCAAAGAUUAAGCAGCUGCUGUUAUUUUGUGAAUAAAUCAGAAACGCUUCUGCUAAAUUUUACUAAAGUGAAAGAAGAUUCCCAAAUGACAUGUUCUUUCAGGCUGUGGGACUUAACAUUAUUGGUUAAUUAGCAUCUACUUAAUUACAAGUCAAAGUACCGAUAUAUAAAAGCCAAAGUAUAUGUAAAUUGAAAAGAUCUGAAGCCAGUAAAAAUACAGUCAGGUUUUAUUGAACUGUCAUACAAAAUGUGAUUGACUAAUCCUUUUUUAUUGUUGAUAUUGAUGUAUAAAUACCUCAUGAGGAUAUUGAUAAAGACAGUGUAGACUGGAACAGUGAGUCUAUUCAGUGUAUUAACUCUUCCAUUUCAGUGUAAGUGAUCUGUCUAUCCCCAUACUAAGAAUGCUAAAAAUGGUGUAAGAAGACAUCGUUGAGAUUGGGAAAUAUAAAAUCUUCAUAUUCCAUCUACAAGCAUUAUUCCUUUUGUAAAUGAAAGCUGUAGUUGAAAGAAGAUUUAGUCACAAACUCAGGUCUAAGAGAGGUAUGCUCAAAAAAGGGACUGGUUCAGAGCCUAGUUCUUGUGUUUCUGUUGUGUGAAUCCAGGCAAUGUUGAUCAGAGAUGAAUGAAAUGAGUCUGAGCCCUGUGGGGAUGGAACAACUGGCAGCUGCUUCUGUGAGCAAUGCCCUGGCUGUUGCAGGAAAUCACAUAGCUUUGACCUCCUCACCCACCCAUAAUGCUAUACCAGCACCAGGAUUACCAGUUGCAAUUCCAAAUUUGGGGCCCUCAUUACCGUCUGCUUUGUCUCUGAUGCUUCCAAUGGGCAUUGGAGAUCGAGGAGUGAUGUGUGGUAUACCAGAAAGAAAUUAUACCCUACCUCCACCACCAUACCCUCAUCUAGAAAGCAGCUACUUUAGACACAUUCUACCUGGUCUCAUAUCUUACUUAGCUGACAGACCUCCACCUCAGUGUAUUCACCCCAACAAUAUCAAUGUUGAUAGUAACUCAGCUUUAUCUGUCUCCAAUAAUCCUUCAGACUUAGAUCCUUACCAGCCCAAUGGAUCUGUGGGUCUUGAAGCAGGCAUUGUCUCCAUGGAUUCUCGUUCAGUGAACGCACAUAACACUCAAAGUUUGCAUCCCAGUGAUGGCCAUGAUGUAGCUCUGGAUACAACAAUUACCAUAGAAAGUGUUUCAAGAGUUACCAGUCCAAUUUCAAGCGACAGAAUGGCUGAAGAGCUUAGGAUGAGUGAUGUAGGUGGGGAUCAUUCACAAAUUGCAAAUGGCAGCCGUAAUCAUGAGCCUCUAGCAGUGGAUGGUGGUUUAGCCUCAGAAACUGUGGGGCAUAAUGGUGUCAUCCCCAUCCAUGGUAACAGUUUGGAACUUCCUGUUGUUAUGGAGACUGAUCACAUUUCAGGCCGUGUCAAUGGGAUGCCUGACCGAACACUUGGGGACUCUAUUCAUACAGUGGCCAUGAGCAGCAAUUCUGUGAGUGUUGCGCUUUCUACCUCACAUAAUCUCACUUCCUUGGAAUCUGUCUCAUUACAUGAAGUGGGUCUCAGCUUGGAGCCUGUGACAGUAUCCUCCAUUAACCAGGAAGUAGCCAUGGGACAAAAUCAUGUGGAUGUCUCUCCAGACAAUCUUGCUUUUGUGCCAUCAUCAUUGCAGAUGGAAGAUUCCAAUUCCAAUAAAGAGAAUAUGGCUACAUUGUUUACAAUAUGGUGCACACUCUGCGACAAGGCUUACCCAUCAGAUUGCCCAGAUCAUGGGCCAGUGACUUUUGUUUCUGACACUCCAAUAGAGAGCAGGGCCAGACUUUCUCUUCCAAAACAGCUUAAUAUCCGCCAUGCUGUCAUGGGACCUGAAGUUGGUGGACAAUAUUGUCAAUUAUCAACUUGUCUUGGAACUCCUUCCUUAGGUGUGUGGACUCGGGAAACUAUUCCUGUCCGUACCUGCUUUGGACCACUCAUUGGUCAACAAAGUCACUCAGUAGAAGUAGCUGACUGGACAGACAAAGCAGCCAAUCACAUUUGGAAGAUGUAUCACAAUAAUGUCCUGGAAUUCUACAUCAUCACAACGGAUGAAAAUGAAUGUAACUGGAUGAUAUUUGUGCGGAAGGCCAGGAACCGGGAAGAACAGAAUCUGGUAGCCUAUCCUCAUGAUGGAAAGGUUUACUUCUGCACCUCACGUGACAUUCCUCCAGACCAGGAGCUCCUUUUUUACUAUAGUCGUGACUAUGCCCGGCAGAUUGGUGUUCCUGAGCAUCCUGAUGUGCAUACUUGUCACUGUGGAAAAGAAUGUGCCUCCUAUGCAGAGUUUAAGGUCCAUCUGAGUAGUCAUCUCCACAGCCACUUCCCCAGUCAGGGACACAGCAGUACCCCUGGAUCAGGACACAGUAAGGAAAGGAAAUGGAAAUGCUCUAUGUGCCCUCAAGCUUUUAUAUCACCUUCUAAGCUUCAUGUUCACUUCAUGGGGCAUAUAGGUAUGAAGCCACACAAGUGUGAUUUCUGUAGCAAGGCCUUCAGUGAUCCCAGCAAUCUGCGUACCCAUCUUAAAAUUCAUACAGGCCAAAAAAACUAUCGCUGUACACUCUGUGAAAAAUCUUUUACUCAAAAGGCACACCUAGAGACACAUAUGGUUAUCCACACUGGAGAAAAAAAUCUGAAAUGUGAUUAUUGCGAUAAACUAUUUAUGCGGCGUCAAGAUCUCAAACAGCAUGUGCUCACCCAUACACAAGAACGUCAAAUCAAAUGUCCACAAUGUGAGAAGCUAUUCUUAAGGACAAAUCACCUAAAGAAACAUUUAAACUCUCAUGAAGGAAAAAGGGAUUAUGUGUGUGAAAAGUGUUCCAAGGCUUAUUUAACAAAAUACCACCUUACUCGCCAUCUAAAAAUUUGUAAAGGACCAACCUCUAGUCUCUCAGCCCAAGAAGAGGAGGAGGAAGAUUCUUCAGAGGAGGAAGAAUUGAUAAAUUCUACAACAAAUGAAAAUUGCCAACUCAGAACCACCAUGUAUGUGACAGCUAAUACACUUUCUUGUCACAAAUAAGACAAUUCCUAAAGCGAUCGUUUGUUUAAACUUACACUCAGUGGCCAAAUUCUCAUCUAUAAUGAAAAUGGCCUAUCUGUUUUCAGAGUGAUUGCCAGGAACAUUAAAACAAUAUAAUUACUAUGUUCAUCUAUUAAAACGGUAUCAUUGGUGACUUGGUUGUUGCAUGAUGGAUACAGCUGAAACAGCAUCAGCUGUCUCUGUUAAAGAUAUACUUAAUGUGAAAGUAUGCACAAACCAAAUUUUUUUCAUUAAAGUGUUUUUUUAUUGGAAAAAAGUUUGUAGCUUAACUUAGUUCAUUAAAUUGAUAUUUGUUGUAUAUCAAUGAAUUAUUUGCUCAUUUGUUGACAAUUGAGCAUUCCGAGAGAAUUAGAAAACAAAAAUAAAGUAUGGGAAUCAGAGUAAGGCAUGCUAAUGCUUGUGUUUGAAAUGCAAGCUUAGUUUUAGCAUGAAUUUUACAUACAAAGGUUAUUCAUGUAACUUUGUCUAUACUGCAACCAAUAACCACUUAUUUUGAAAGGGAAAUUCUGCUGCUAUUAUAUUUAUGGAAUGAAGGUAUCAUUAAGAUUUGUUUUCUUACAGAAAAUUAAAAUACUGCUUUUUAAUGUG
Messenger RNA from Pantherophis guttatus, 4757 nucleotides. The record is from RefSeq and is a predicted model, not a curated record. NCBI's taxonomy places the organism in Eukaryota, Metazoa, Chordata, Lepidosauria, Squamata, Colubridae.